Messenger RNA from Adineta ricciae, 2631 nucleotides. Lineage: Eukaryota; Metazoa; Rotifera; Eurotatoria; Adinetida; Adinetidae. The record is from the annotation of a GenBank genome assembly.
AUGAAUACACCAACCAAUCCCUUGAAAUUAGUCAUCGAUACUGAUCCUGGUAUUGACGAUUGCCAUGCAAUAAUGAUGGCUCUAUCACAUCCAAAUGUUCAAAUCCUUGGUAUCAGUAUCGUUACAGGAAAUACAUCGUUAGUCAAUGGUAUCCGUAAUGUUCAUUAUCUCUUACAUGCAUUCAAUCGAACGGAUAUUCCAGUUUUUCGUGGUGCUGAUCGUGCAAUCGAUGGCCGACAAAAGUAUGCACCACACGUGCAUGGUGAAGAUGGUUUUGGUAAUGCUGUUGGAGACAAACAUAUCGAUAUAGAUCUACUGAGUGCAGAGCCAGCUGCCGUUGCGUUAACACGUCUCGCUCGAGAAAAUAAAGGGGAGCUCGUUGUUGCUGCUAUUGGACCAUUAACAAACAUCUUUCUUGCACAUCGACUGGAUCCGGAUUUCAAUCGAAAUUUGAAAACGCUUUAUAUCAUGGGUGGCAAUUGUACAGUGCCAAAAUUUCAGACACUGUCAAUUGGUAUCGAAUUCAACUUUGCUGCUGAUCCGUUAGCUGCUUCACGAGUUUUAGAAGAAUUUCAAACUAAAAUGCGAAUUAUUACAUUCGAAUUAACCUGUAUGUCAACAAUACCAUUCGAAAAACUGGAAACAGACUUCCUUCGUAAAAAACACACGACUAGAACUCGUCUCUUCAUCGAGAUAUCUCAAUUUUUAAUUGAUUUCGCUAAAACCAUCGAAAACGAUCCUGAACUUUUCACGGGCCUCAAUUCGUGCGAUGCUGUUUGUAUGGCUUGUGUACUAGACGAAUCAAUAAUUAAGGAAGUAAAACAUGUCUAUGCGUGCGUUGAACCAUUUGGUGCAGUAGCAUCUGGUCAUAUGAUAUCGGAUUGUUUGCCCUUCUGUUCUGUCGAAGUUAGAUAUAAUAUAUCCAACGAAAAAAAAACAAAACAAGACGAAGAUAUCAUCUUGGAAGAGGGAGCAACACUAGCAUUUAUCAAUUUCAUACGGAAAUAUCUAUUCAUGCAUCUUCAUAUCUUUUUAUUCUUCCUAAUUAUUCUACAUUGUCAAUCAAAUGAUUUCUUUUCCAAAUUACCUAUGGGCGCAAGUUCGUCGAAUGGUGGAACACUUAAUCAAUGCGUUGAAAUGAGUAGUACACGGCCAUGUGCAUCAAUGCCAUGGAAUAUGACAAUAUUUCCCAAUCUUCUUGGACAUACGCGAGCAGAAGAGGCUGAUUAUGAUAUGGCAUUUUUUCUUCCAUUAUUCAAUGUCAAUUGUUCUAAAUCUUUGAAGUAUUUCAUUUGCAGUGUUUACACGCCUAUCUGUGCACCAUUACCGACCUUGAGCGCACUUAAACCGUGCCGAAACCUAUGUGAAGAAGCACGUCGUGGUUGUGAAUCUAUUAUGAAACAAUUCGGAUACUCUUGGCCUCAAGCACUUCGUUGUCCUCAAUAUCCGACUGAACAGCCGUGUUUUGAAGCACCGAAAGAUCAAAAUCAACAAAUAAUAUCAUCUCGAGAUGACUUCUAUACAGAUGAUUCAUGUACCAAAGAAUUUCGUACGACACAACCCGAGUUAAAAUAUAAACUUGAUAACGAUCUCAAUUGUGCAAUGCCCUGCAAUCGUAGUUUAUUUACAACUGAUCAAGUCUAUUUGGUACGUCAUUAUGUUGGUGUAUUAGCUAUUCUAUGUUUACUAUCAACUUUAUUCACCAUCAUAACAUAUUCUAUUGAUUUAUCACGUUUUCGUUAUCCUGAACGACCGAUCUUAUUUUUGUCGAUCUGUUACUUCAUAGUCGCAUGUGCCUAUGUUGGCGGUUUCGUUGAUUAUUUCUAUGGUUCGAAUAUUGUUUGUAAUACCGAAGAAUUCUCCUACACUGGCCAAACGCGAUUUCUUGUGCAAGGUACACAUAAUAAAUUGUGUGUAUUAACAUUUUUAUUGAUCUACUAUUUUGGUAUGGCAUCAAUGAUUUGGUGGGUUAUUUUAACAUUAACAUGGUUUCUUGCAGCCGGCUUGAAGUGGGGUCAUGAAGCCAUCGAAUCUCAAUCGGUUUAUUUUCAUUUAGCAUCAUGGGGUAUACCAGCAUGUUUAAGUGUUGCACUAAUCAGUAAACGUUCAAUGGAUGGUGAUUAUUUAACAGGCGUUUGUUAUACAGGCUUAAACGAUCCUAAUGUUCAACGUGGUUUUAUCCUCGUGCCCAUCUGUAUAUUUCUAUGUGUUGGUUUAUGCUUUCUUCUGAGUGGUUUUAUAUCUGUAUUUAAAAUUCGUACAGUUAUGAAACACGAAGGAACAAAGACCGAUAAACUCGAGCGUUUCAUGGUUCGCAUUGGAACGUUCAGUGUUGUUUAUAUAAUUCCUCAAGUCAUCUUGAUUAUCUGUUUAUUUUAUGAACAAAAGAACUAUCUGAAUUGGUUACAAACAUGGAAAGUGGAACAAAAGUUUUGCACGAAUAUUCGAGAUUGUCAAAUCAAUGAUAAUCAAAAACUUCGUCCACGCUAUGAAAUAUUCAUGAUAAAAUAUACUUGCAUGUUAGCAAUUGGCAUUAUUUCUUCGGGCUGGGUAUUAAAUAGCAAAACGAUCGCGUCAUGGAGUAAAUUCUUUUCACGACGACGACGAAGUUCAGGUUCAGAACUUUUGUAA